CUUUUAAACCAAUACUCUUCCGUCUCACUUUCUUUGCGACUUUGACUGUUUGUGACUUGAUUGUCAAGCUUGUUGAUUUAUUUGUAAACAACAGUAGGGUAAACAUCUGCUAGUAGAACCACGGCAGAAUAUUAAGUUGAUUUGAUUGCAACUAGACUUUCAAAAUUUCGAACCGGGAAAGCUGAGAUCGGUAAGCUCGCUGCAAUGGAUGGAUUGGAAAAUCUUUGCAGAGUUUGUCUAACCAGUGGAAAUGUAGACAUUGACUACUUGCUGAUCAAUAUAUUCGAAAUACAAAAUCAUGGCACAACUUCAUCAGAAUUUUCUAUUAGAGAUUCUCUGCAAAUCAUCUGUGGAUUGAAGUUAUCUGAAGAUGACCCUUUGCCAAAGAAUAUCUGCUCAGUGUGCCUUUCGCGUUUGGAGGAAGCACACAAGCUGCGGCAACUGUCGCAGACAUCCCAACAAACUUUAUACGAUAUGCUUGCCAAUGCAGUAACUUCUUCCGCGGAAGCAUCAGAUACAAAAUAUGCUACAAUUAUAGCGAACAGCGUGGGAAAGUCACAUGGGAAAUCUCUAGGUGAACCACAAUCCUUUGCAAUAACUUCCGCUGAGCCAACAGAACAAGAAAACGCCACAGCUACCGAGCACGACGAGGACAUGCUCUAUGAGGUUGAAUACCUGGAUGAACCAGAACCAUCGGAGAUCAUGGAAUUAGCUGAGGAUGAUAUAAAAAUUGAGGAAGUCGAAAUUGGCGAACAAACCACAGACGAAGUACACUGCUGUGGGUGUGAAGCUGCAUUUGAUUCCGAGCUGCAGUUACGGAAACAUUCUAUCCGCAGACAUCGCCCCCGUUCAGUGAUGGAUGUUCCGCGUGGCAGAGCACAAUGUAAUGUUUGCUAUACCCUAUUUUCAAAUGAAUUCAAAGUUAAAAUUCAUAAAAUGGGCAAAAAUAAUGUACAACCAUUGAAGAAGUGUGCAUUCUGCGGCUGUAACUUUUUCUCGGAGAAAGGAUUAUUGAACCAUGAAAAGCAGUUCCAUAAAGAUAAGCUACAUAAAUGUUGCAAAUGCAGUUUUUCAUGCUAUGAAAAAGAUGAACUUUUAGCUCAUUCCACCUGCCACUAUGCAAGUCCCAACACAAAAAAGAAUCGCAAAGCUCACCAGUGCAAACUAUGUAUGUCCCAAUUUGUAACGCUUCAAGAAAAGCAACUCCACGAACGCCUUCCAUACAAAAUCCCACGGAAACAACGCCCCGAAAAAGAUGAGGAAGUUACCGUUACUGUUCUGAGAUGUUGCGGUUGCGCCAAAGUGUUCAGUACCAUGUCUGAAUUGACGACCCACCAAGAGCAAGCCCAUCUACCAAACCGCCUUGAUUAUACCGAAGAUAAUCCCGUUGAAUGCGCUGGCUGUUACAAACGUUUCAAAAGUAACUCCUUUCUGAACAAACACCUGCGAAGAGCUGCCGAUAAAAAACUGUAUGCCUGCAGCAAAUGCACCGUGACACGACGGACGCUCAAGGAACUGAUCGAACACGAGUCAUCGCACACGGGGGAAAAUGCCUUCCUUUGCUGUGGUUGUAAGAAACGAUUCGAAUCGAACGAACUACUGGAACAGCACGCUCUGCAGGAACACGCCAACAGACCGAAAAUGUACUACAACGAUGAAGACGACAUCGUGCGGCCGUUCCAGUGCAAGAUUUGCUACCGACGGUACAAGACGGCCAGAGAUUUGCGGGGCCAUCAGCGGUUUGUCUAUUACGACAAAGUUCAUACUUGCCAGAUUUGUGGGAAAGGUUUCUCCCAAGAAAACAGCCUUGCACUGCACAUCGCCACUCACAAGACGAAAGCGGAGUUUCCUUGCCCCAUCUGUGGUAAGAAGUACAAACAUCGGGCUAACGUGCGCAACUGCGUAAUUCGUCACGAACGUCCCAAGCAGCACAAGUGUAAAAUCUGCAAUGUCACUUUCCCGGCUGCUUCGAAUCUCUAUUCCCAUAUGAUAUCGCAUUCGGAAGACCGCCGGUACAAGUGCGACGUUUGUGGUCAGUCAUUCAAACGUAGCUUCCACCUCCGGAAGCACAUGAACACCCAUACAACAGAGAAGCAUUACGCUUGCAAGUACUGCUCGUCGAAGUUCUGCACAACUUCCGAGCUGUACAAGCACGAGAUCCGCCACACGGGAGUCUACCCUUACGAAUGCGAGAUUUGCGACAAAAAGCUAACAACACGUCAGGUGUUCAUUAAGCACUACGAGUCCCAUAUCGAAGUUUCGAAGAAGGUUUUCGUUUGCAACUUGUGUCCGGAGAAGUUCAGUUUGGAUCAUUUUCUGUCUAAUCACAUCAAGUAUAAACAUCGAAUCGAACCACAGGACAAACAGUGGAAUGAAAAGUUUAACCGGAAGGGUCCUGCUAGGUUGAGAGGGGGCCUCAGGUUUACUGGAGUCAGAGGAAAUGCAUACGCCUACACAGCUCCUCAGGAUGUAGAAGCAAGCGGAGCAGCAGAUGAGGAAGAACAUCUGGAGCUUAUGGAGGACUUCGGCGAAGAAGUAGAAAUUAAAGUGGAUCAAUAAAUACUUGCAUUUUUGGGUAUGCAGAGCUAAUGAA
This is a messenger RNA of Aedes albopictus (Asian tiger mosquito), 2593 nucleotides long. RefSeq names its product zinc finger protein 665. Gene Ontology annotation, molecular function: zinc ion binding; RNA polymerase II cis-regulatory region sequence-specific DNA binding; DNA-binding transcription factor activity, RNA polymerase II-specific. The coding region runs from base 205 to 2559 and encodes 784 amino acids. Gene Ontology annotation, biological process: regulation of DNA-templated transcription. The record is from RefSeq and is a predicted model, not a curated record. Gene Ontology annotation, cellular component: nucleus. The transcript has 5 exons. Lineage: Eukaryota; Metazoa; Arthropoda; Insecta; Diptera; Culicidae.